This is a messenger RNA of Candoia aspera, 4616 nucleotides long. RefSeq names its product leucine rich repeat containing 8 VRAC subunit A (gene LRRC8A). Gene Ontology annotation, molecular function: protein binding. Lineage: Eukaryota; Metazoa; Chordata; Lepidosauria; Squamata; Candoiidae. The record is from RefSeq and is a predicted model, not a curated record. The transcript is spliced from 4 exons. Bases 263 to 2695 code for a protein of 810 amino acids.
CAGUUCCGGGGUGGGGCGGCGCCGACUGGUGCAAGGAGGGACUGAGGGGCGGACAAAAGACGGGGCUUCGCCGCUGGAGGCGCCACCAGGAAAGCUGCUUCCAUGGCGUUUGGGGAGUGCCUCUCAACUCAGGACCCUUCUCCAGCCAGCAGCCUUGAGCUCCGGCACAGAUUGCUGAAGUGCAGAUAGCAGAACGGAGAGGAAGGCCAGUGUCUUUUUCAGGAGGGGCCGGUGGACCCGGGAAUGACCGGUUUGGUGAGCCAUGAUUCCCGUCACGGAACUGCGUUACUUUGCCGAUACCCAGCCGGCGUAUCGCAUCCUGAAGCCCUGGUGGGACGUCUUUACAGAUUACAUCUCCAUUGUGAUGUUAAUGAUUGCAGUAUUUGGCGGGACACUACAAGUCACCCAGGACAAAAUGAUUUGUCUGCCUUGCAAAUGGGUUACCAAAGAUGCUUGCAACGACUCUUUCCGCGAAUGGACGGCCGCAAACCUGGACUCAAAUUACCAUAAUGCUUCUCUGGGGUCACCCCUGGACCCUGGGCCUACGGGAAUCAAAUACGAUCUUGACCGGCAUCAGUACAACUACGUGGAUGCUGUGUGUUAUGAAAAUCGCCUUCACUGGUUUGCCAAAUAUUUCCCUUACCUAGUCCUGCUGCACACACUCAUCUUCUUGGCUUGUAGCAACUUCUGGUUCAAGUUUCCAAGGACCAGCUCCAAGCUGGAGCAUUUUGUCUCCAUUCUGUUAAAAUGCUUCGACUCCCCUUGGACCACAAGGGCUCUCUCCGAGACGGUGGUGGAAGAAAGCGAUCCUAAGCCAGCCUUUGGGAAGAUGAACGGCUCCAUGGAUAAGAAAUCUUCCAACGUCAGUGAGGAUGUGGAAGCCACCGCCCCAAUGCUGCAGAGGACCAAGUCUCGGAUCGAGCAAGGCAUCGUGGACCGAACGGAGAACGGCGUCUUGGACAAGAAGGAAGGAGAACAAGCCAAAGCACUGUUUGAGAAGGUCAAGAAGUUCCGCACGCACGUGGAAGAAGGGGACAUUGUCUACCGCCUCUACAUGAGGCAAACCAUCAUCAAGGUGAUCAAGUUCAUCCUCAUCAUUUCCUACACUGUCUACUAUGUCAACAACAUCACCUUUGACAUUGAUUGCAAAGUGGACAUUGAGAGCCUGACUGGCUAUCGCAUGUAUCGUUGUGCUCACCCCCUGGCGACCCUCUUCAAGAUCCUGGCUUCCUUCUACAUCAGCCUGGUGAUCCUCUACGGCCUGAUCUGCAUGUACACACUCUGGUGGAUGCUCCGUCGGUCCCUCAAGAAGUAUUCCUUCGAGUCCAUCCGGGAGGAGAGCAGCUACAGCGACAUCCCCGAUGUGAAAAAUGACUUCGCCUUCAUGCUGCAUCUUAUCGACCAGUACGACCCCCUCUAUUCGAAGCGUUUCGCUGUCUUCCUCUCAGAAGUGAGCGAAAACAAGCUCAGGCAGUUGAACCUCAACAACGAGUGGACUUUGGAGAAACUGCGGCAGAGGAUCACCAAGAACUCCCAGGAUAAGUUGGAGCUGCACCUCUUCAUGCUUAGUGGCAUUCCAGAUACGGUCUUUGACCUCAUCGAGCUGGAGGUGUUAAAACUGGAGCUCAUCCCUGAUGUCACCAUACCCCCCAGCAUCGCUCAGCUCACCAGCCUCAAGGAACUAUGGCUGUACCACACCGCGGCCAAAAUAGAGGCCCCCGCCCUUGCCUUCUUACGGGAAAACCUGAAAUCCUUACACAUCAAAUUCACAGACAUUAAGGAGAUCCCACUGUGGAUUUACAGCUUGAAGACCCUGGAAGAGCUCCAUCUGACGGGGAACUUGAGUGCCGAAAACAAUCGGUACAUUGUGAUCGACGGUCUGCGAGAGUUGAAGAGGCUCAAAGUGUUGAGGCUAAAGAGCAAUUUGACCAAGCUGCCCCAGGUGGUGACAGACGUUGGCGUCCAUCUCCAGAAACUGUCCAUCAACAAUGAAGGGACCAAGCUCAUGGUCCUGAAUAGCCUGAAGAAGAUGGUCAACCUGACAGAGUUGGAACUCAUCCGCUGCGACCUGGAGCGCAUCCCUCACUCUAUCUUCAGCCUCCACAACCUCCAGGAGAUUGACCUCAAAGACAACAACCUCAAGACCAUUGAAGAGAUCAUCAGCUUUCAGCACCUACAUCGCCUCACUUGCCUUAAACUGUGGUACAACCAAAUUGCCUACAUCCCAGUGCAGAUUGGCAACCUGACCAACCUGGAGCGCCUUUACCUUAACCGCAACAAGAUUGAGAAGAUCCCCACCCAGCUUUUCUUUUGCCGGAAACUUCGGUAUCUGGAUCUCAGCCACAAUCUUUUGACUUGCAUACCAGCGGAAAUCGGAGCGUUGCAGAAUCUGCAGAACCUCGCUGUUACAGCCAAUAGGAUCGAGGCUCUGCCCGCGGAACUGUUCCAGUGCCGGAAGCUGCGGACUUUGCACCUGGGGAACAACGUGCUGCAGUCCCUGCCUUCCCGGGUGGGCGAGCUGACCAACCUGUCCCAGAUCGAACUGCGGGGGAACCGUCUGGAGUGCCUGCCGGUGGAGCUGGGGGACUGCCCCCUGCUGAAGCGCAGCGGGUUGGUUGUGGAGGAGGACCUCUUCAACACGCUGCCUUUGGAGGUGAAGGAGCGUCUCUGGAGGGCGGAUAAAGAGCAAGCUUGAAUCUUUCCUGAAAGAGGAGAAGGAGAAGUGAAGCUGCGGGCUGGUCUGAUUCACAUCUCUUCCCCCUGGGGCCCAGGGGACCCUAGGCUGACCCCGCUUCCCCGGGCCCCUGCUCUGGAAACACUCUCCCCGCAGAUAACACACUUAACCACGGGGAGGGGCCCAGCCACGGCUGAGGACUACCACGAGUGGGCAGGAGUGAGACGGUUUGCUGCUUCGGAAAGGAAGGGAGGCACAGAACUAACUCGGGGGCCAGGACAGGGAUUGUGGUGUGGCUGCUCCCUGUGGGAACUUGGCCUCUCCCUGCUAGAAAAGGAGACCAAGGCUGGUGCGCUAGGAAGAAGGACCGGCUGCUGUGUGUCGGGGCACAUGGCCUGAUCCUGCUGCUGCUGCUUCAUCGCUCGGGCACCGUCCAGGAACUGAACGCUUCGGCCCAUCCAAAGACAGGAAUGGCGUUCAGCUGCCCAACUACACAUUGCGCAACGUCCGGUCCUGACCCAAACGAUGAUGUGCAGAUACUCUCAGAUGAGUUGAUAGGAGAAGAUUCAGACUUUAUUUUUUUUGACGGCGGCAUUUUUUCUUUAAAUUGUAUUUUACUUUGGAACCCUGUUUGCAAAAGUGCGACUUCAGCCUUUCUCCCCUUGUCCUGGAGUUCUCCAAUUAGGACUCCAGGACAAAUCUCAAUGGCUUGGUUGGGCUGCUGAACACAGCAGGAAUCUGGGAGUGUAAGAUCAUGAAUUUCCACGUGAAGGAUGCCAGCCUGUAUUUUUCUGGUGAAAAAGUCUUAGCAGUUGCAAAAACAUUAAACAUUCAGCGGGUUGGGGAAGUUGUUAAUUUUUAAACUGACAUUUAACAUUCCUUAUAGUACACAGGACUUAAAACAUGGGUGCAGCUGAGAAAUUCCCAUUGGAGAGGAACACGGGCACCAACGAUCAAAACACUAAAAAAGAACCUCAACGUGUACUGUAUUCUUUUUUUUUUUUUUAAUCUGCUACCAGCAUCUUCCAGGAGGUUAGAACUACAUCCACAUUCCCUGUUCCCUUUAUGUUUUUUUUUUUUUAAAUAACAGCUGGUCUGUUUAUUUUUUGCUAUUCUCAUUCUUGGCGCCUCAAUGGUCCUCCAAGAAGGGAUGGGAUUUUGCCUCCAUUACCUGGUUUGACGCAGUGCCAAGCGGCUUGUCAACAGAGAAUGGAGCUGGGUUGAUUCCCUCCUCGGUGUUAAAAAGGAGUGGCAGAAAACGCAUGGCAGGGGCUAGGGGGUUUUGUAGGAGAACUGGCUGCAAAUGGGGGGAGACGCAUUCUGCAAGGAAGCGAGAAAUGGGUAAGAUUUGCACUAUUGUCCAGCACCCCCCCUCUGGCCCCCACCAGUGGUCUAAACUUUACAUCCUGUUGCAGCUGGAAAAUUCCACCUGCCAGAUGUGGGAGGAAAAAAACUCCAAAAGCAUUCAGCCAGGGCGGAGACACAGUCCCACCAUAUCCAGAAGGACUGGGGUUUAUGGAACAUGCAGUUCCCAAAUGUAUGUGUGUGUGUGUGUGUACACACACCUAUUAAAAUACCGCAUCUGGAAGAGAGCUGUUCCACUCAGUUGGAAAUUAAAGUGCUCAGGCCCCGAUCCUACAAGAAGGAGAAGAGAGGCUGUUGGUGAAGUGGUGAAAGCUGGUUGCCACAUCUUUGGGCCCCUCUGCUGCUGGGAAGUCGGUCUUGGCCUAAUCCCUGAGGGGUGUGGGACCCCCUUCCCUUUCCCUUCUCCCCUUUUUCAGCAGUAAAUGGGACAAAGCCGUUGCUUGCUUCCCUGCUGCCUCCGUCCGCUGUAAUGGGAAGGAUUUCCGCACACUGGCAAUGCUGCCACGUGAAAAGCAACGUUAUCCAGGCGCUGGCAUUGUUCAUGUUUAAAAUAAAGCUACAUGGAAAUCCUCACAAA